CCAGCCACACACACACACACACUGAUCCAAUAUUACUCCAUCCAUCGGGCAGGAGCUCGCCGCGGAAGAGCGCGCGAGCAUGGUGGCGGCCAAGAUGGCCGUCGUCCUCCUCCUGGCCGUGGCGUGGCUCUUUGCCGCGGCGGGGGCAGCCAAGGAUGAAGCCCAGUGCGGGCAGUGCUACACCUCCUGCGUGCGCAAGUGCGAGAAAGACGACGACGACGACUCCAUCCGCGCCAUCAACCGCACUCGGCCCGCCGUCAGCAAAACCCAUGGGGCAGUCACCCACUUGACCGGCGACGGCGAUACGCCGGCCACCGUCGGCUCGGCCGAUCGCCCUCUAGCCGCUGCCACGAAAACUGUCACGCCCUACGACGACAGCUACGACGACAAAGACGACGACGACAAGGAUGACAAGGACGACAAGGAUGACAAAGACGAUGACGACAAGGACGACGACGAUGACGACGACAACGACGAUGAUGACCACGAUGAUGAUGACGACGACGAUGACGAUGACGAGUGCAAGACGACGUGCGUGGUGAACUGCUACCAGGACCUGCCGCCGGUGUGCUACAAGAUGUGCGUCGUGGAGACCUGCCUCACCGUGCCCCCAUACAAACGGGCGGGUUGCUACAGCAGCUGCGCGCACAAAUGCUACCAUCGCCACCACGGCCACAAGCAUAAGCACAAGCCAAAGCCGAAGCCCUCACCAAAGCCGCCCACGCCAAAACCGACGCCUGCGCCGCCAAAGAAGCCGCUGAAGCCCAAGCCCAAGCCCAAGCCCCAGCCCCAGCCCAAGCCCAAGUGCCCGUGCGCACCGAAGCCGGCCCUGCCCAAGCCUAAGCCGCCGUGCGCACCAAAGCCGGCGCCGCCCAAGCCCAAGCCCCCGUGCCCGCCAAUGAAGAACGUGCCGGCAUUGGCCAACACCACCAACAACUGAUGGAGAGCAGAGUUUAAUUGCUAUACAAAUACAUGAAUAUAUAUAUAUAUAUAUAUAGAUAUAUAUGUAUGUAUGUAUUUAUGUAGAGAUUAUGCUAUGGAUGAACAAGAAAUUGAUCCGUAAUGUAUACGGGCUGGUAUAUAUUGUAUAGCAGAUCACACACAGGUAUAUUAAAUCAUGUGUUACUAAAUCCGGUAUUCUGUAUCUACGUAUAGUAUGCACGGUGUAAUGAUCUUAAUUAGGGAAUACAUACGCACUAAUCUCCCACAUAUUCUGUCUUAAAAUGUCACGGUGCCUAUGUUGUUCGUUA
Messenger RNA from Brachypodium distachyon (stiff brome), 1250 nucleotides. Its product is annotated as formin-like protein 3. The coding region runs from base 80 to 940 and encodes 286 amino acids. The transcript is spliced from 2 exons. The record is from RefSeq and is a predicted model, not a curated record. NCBI's taxonomy places the organism in Eukaryota, Viridiplantae, Streptophyta, Magnoliopsida, Poales, Poaceae.